Cantharellus anzutake is the source of this 630-nucleotide messenger RNA. RefSeq lists its product as uncharacterized. NCBI's taxonomy places the organism in Eukaryota, Fungi, Basidiomycota, Agaricomycetes, Cantharellales, Hydnaceae. The record is from RefSeq and is a predicted model, not a curated record. The coding region runs from base 1 to 630 and encodes 209 amino acids. The transcript has 2 exons.
AUGAAACCGUGCACACUGGUCCCUUCAACACAACUCUGCAUGAUGCUGAGCCUCCCUCCGAUUACUCUGUCCUCUCUUGAGAAGGGCCUUACUGCACUUAAGAAUAAUGCCCAGCCUCUCAUAGAUGAACUCAAAGCCAAACUUGCAUCUGGGUUAUCAGUCACUGAAGAUGAGGAAGCGUGGUUGGAUGGCAGUGCAAACUUUACAGACGAGGCACUGCUCAUUGCUGAGCUUCAGCAUGCAGAGGACUUCCAGAGCUCCUUUGACUCCCUUUCAGCCAGCCAGAAGGCAACUGUUCAGCCUGAAAGUUGCAGGCAGUGGCAAUUCAGACUGGCAUUCAAAGGGCUUCCAGGCUCCCAAAGAGCCAUCCCAGAUAUGGAGCCAUUGGCAAAGAAGGGACCAGUCUUCACCCAUAAAGAGACAGCUACUCUCUGGCAACACAUCAAAAUCCUUGAUUGGUAUCACAAGAAUGGAAAGAAUCAGACUAAGCCAGCCAGCCAUUUUGACCCCAUCUGUUAUAAUCGCGGCAUUGCAGCCCGAUCCUCUGAGCACGAUAUCACAGUGUCAUUAGAUUGUUAUCAUCCAGCUCUACACAUCGUACUUAUAUACAUUUCUGUGUGGCGCAAAUGA